AAUCAACCGUUGCUUCUUAUGAUGACCCUAUCACGAUUGAAUUAAUGGCUCAAGAUACAAUUGAAUUAAUUAAACAUCUUGGAAUUAAAAGAUUUAAUUUAUGUGGAGGAACAGAUAUAAAAUCAUACGAGACAGCUGAACAACUUUAUAAAUUACCAAAAAUGGAUCAUCCCAAAACCAUUCAAGAACAAAAAGAUAUGCUUCUUAAAUCAGAAAAGUCUUUAGCCGAUUAUCUGCUUAAACAUCCUGAUAAAUUUAAUAAAAUUGCGGAGAUCAUACUCAGCACUAAUGCCAACCGUCCAUUUGAAAUUUUUACAAUCAAACAGUCUGACUUAGUUUCAAGAUUACAGGAAAUUAAAGUUCCAACUCUGAUAGUUCAUGGUGAAGCUGAUGAAAUUGUUCCUAUUGAAGAUGGUGAAUUGCUUGAUCGUGAAAUUCCUAAUACACAAUUUCAUAGGAUUCCUGAAGAAAACGAAGUAAAAAAAAACUUUAAAGCUUUACUCUACAAAAUCUUUGAAUGUUCGGCUCCUGGUUCAUUUGGUUCUGAUUUAAAAUCAACUGUUGCUUCUGAUGAUGAUCCUAUCAUUGAAUUAAUGGAACAAGAUACAAUUGAAUUAAUUAGACUUCUUGGAAUUAAAAGGUUUAAUUUACUUGGAAGGCAUAUGGGUGGUAAAAGGCUAAAAGAAAUUAAAGUUCUGACUUUGAUAAUUCAUGGUGAAGUUUGUAAAAUAGUUCUUAUUGAAGAAACUGAAUUUCUUGAUCAUGAAAUUCACAAUACAAAAUUUUGUAAGAUUCCUAAA
Molecule: messenger RNA, 800 nt
Organism: Racocetra fulgida
Lineage: Eukaryota; Fungi; Glomeromycota; Glomeromycetes; Diversisporales; Gigasporaceae
Source: the annotation of a GenBank genome assembly